GUGCACUACUAAUACCACAAAAGGACAAUAGAAGAAGUAGAAAUCUUUUUAAGGAACAAUCAGAGUCAGCUAGAAGAACAUAUUCACUUUCCGUGGCAGCAUACCAUCAGAACACAGAAAAGAAAUCUGAAUGAUUAGAGAGGAGGGAAGACCCUGUAGAAAGAACUACUGACAAAGAGCAGGCAAUCACUCAUCAUGACCCAGCAAUUCCCUGAGGUGACAACUGAAUUUACCUAUGAUGAAGCAGCUGCAGUUUGUGAUCAAGUACACAUCCAGGCAUUUGGGAAAGUAUUUCUGCCAGCAUUAUAUGCCCCUGUGUUUGUUCUUGGCCUGGUGGGGAACCUCCUGGUGGUUUUUGCCAUCGUGAAGGGCAGCCGACAGAAAAGCAUAACAGACAUUUUUCUCUUGAACUUGGCUAUCUCGGACCUGCUCUUCGUGAUCUCUCUUCCUUUCUGGGCUUUCUAUGUGAUGCUUGGAUGGACGCUUGGGAACAUUCCAUGCAAAAUCAUCUCCUCGCUUUAUUAUGUGGGUUUCUUUGGGGGCAUGUUUUUCAUCACUGUCAUAAGCAUCGAUAGAUACAUGGCCAUAGUUUGGGCAGCAUUUUCGCUGAAAGCCAGAACAGUCAGCCAUGGCUCUCUUACCACUUUUGGGGUGUGGGCGGUGGCCAUUUUAGUUUCAGUGCCACAAUUUGUGUUCACCCAGGAGACAGAGGAACAAUGCACCCCCAGGUACCCUGAUGAUCUUAAGGAAAUCUGGCCUAUUUUCUGCAAUGUGGCAAUGAAUGUCUUAGGAUUCCUUAUCCCAGCCUGUGUCAUAAGCUAUUGCUAUUUUGGGAUCAUCAGGACAUUGCUCUCCUGCAAAAAUCACAAAAAAAAAAGAGCCAUCAAACUAAUUUUAGUGGUGGUGGUUGUGUUUUUCCUCUUUUGGACCCCAUACAAUGUACUAAUUUUUCUGGAAACUUUAAGACACUAUAAAUUGGUUAACCAAUGCCACGAAUCUAUAGACUAUGCAAUGCAUGCGACUGAAACACUAGCAUUCAGUCACUGUUGUCUCAAUCCAAUUAUCUAUGCUUUUGCUGGGGAAAAAUUCAGGAAGUACCUUUGUCACUUGUUUCUAAAGUGCUGCUCAUUCAUGUGCCUCUGUGGGCCCUGCCACCAAUACCAGGCUAGAUCUCCAACUACCACUCCAGAAAGCAUGCUAAGCAGCAACCAGACCCAGAAUACCAGUGACCAGGAUGCCUCUGUCCUUCUGUGAAAGGUUUUAUUAGCACACCUUUAGAAAUACACCUUCUUCAGGCUUCAGGGGGUAGCCGUAUUAGUCUGUACCAGUAAAAACAACGAGGAGUCCUUGUCGCACCUUAGAAACUAACAAAUUUAUUUGGGCAUAAGCUUUCAUGAGAUAUAACCCACUUUACCAGAUGCAUGGAGUGGAAAAUACAGUAAGCAAGAAUAAAUAUACAGCACAUGAAAAGAUGGGAGUUAAAUAUAACAUGUGAGUGUACCUGAAUGCCAGGCAUUUCUUUUGCUCAGCAUUAAUUAUUUUUUAAAAGUACAGCUUUAAUGAUGACAACAGAACAACACGUAAAAACAAUAUUGCAGCAGAAUUAAGAAAAAAAAAGAGAAAAACAGCACCAGGAAGAAAAGAAGAAUUUAAGGACAGAUAAUUUGAUAGAAAUUUAGACUAUCAAAGUGUGUUUGUGAAUAUAAAUAUACCUGUAUGCACACACAUGAAUACUUUUAAGGAAAAAGCAAUCUCUGUAGAGUCCAUGGUCCAGCUGAUAGAUAGUAAUGGGCAAUAAUUGACCGGACCGGCGCUGGCUUUUUUGCUGCCCCAAGCAAAACAAAAAAAAAAAGGGCGGGGCCACCGGAGCAGCAAAGCAGGGGGGAAAAAAGAAACAGCACGGCUGGAGCAGCAAAGCAGGGAGGAACAACACAAAAACGGUGCGGCUGGAGCAUCAAAGGGGGGGGAACACGGCGCGGCUGGAGCGGCAAAGCAGGGGGAACACGGCACAGCUGGACCGGCAAACGGGGGAAGGAACACCAGCAAAGCGGGGGCGGGGGGAGGGAGAGAAACAACAGCAUGGCCAGCAAAGCAGGAGAAAAACAAAACAAAAAACCCUACAGGGCGGCCGGAGCAGCCAACAAAAUAAAUAAAUAAAUAAAGCGUCCGUGCCGCCCUAGGUUUGGGCGGAUGCCGCCCCGUAGAAUCUGCCGCCCCAAGCACGAGCUUGCUCAGCUGGUGCCUGGAGCCGGCCCUGAUAUUUGAUAUACUGUAUGUUGGGUUACUCUCAGAGUCCAGCGUAAACUGAGGAAUGCUUUUGUUUUUCCAUUCUUUCUGAUACACCAGCAUGUUCUUUUAUACUGUAUAUAUUUGGUUUGAAACCUCUUUGGGGCAAGAACCUCUUCUUAUGUCUUAUGGGAAGCACCCAGCACAUUUCUAAAGCAGUGUGUAAAGGGUUUUUGUUUGUUUGUUUCUGGAUUACUUGUUGCUGGUUGCUACAAGUAUUUUAUUUGUUAAUGCAUAGCUAAUAAAAUACUAAUGGUUUUAAAAAGUUCUUUAAUUAUUAUUAUUAGUUUAGUACCAACAAUAUGCUCAGCAUAAUAUGUAAAAAGGGCAGAGACUGGCUUUAAGUUGUUUCCUGAUCCAAAGCCCACUAAAAAUCAAAAGGAGUCCUUCCAUUGACUUCAGCGGCUGUGGAUCAUGGCCUUACAGCCCAAAGCCCCAGUCCAGCCGAGCACUGCAGCAUGUGCUUAAACGCUUUGUUGAAUAAAAGCUGACACACGGAAGAUACACCUGGAGAGGAGAUAAGUAGGUUGGGAUAUUUUUGAAAGCGUCAUCGUUUAAGUUAUAAACUCAAUGAUUGAGUUCACACAAGCUAUUCAAGAGUAGGGGAAAUGGGCCAUAUUCAGUGCAUUGUAAAUAUAUGACUCUUAAUCAUGCCCUGCUAAUCAAUCACAUUGGACUGUUUUUUAAGAAAUUAAAGCAACUCCAACAUCACAGUUUUCUGGAACCAAGGAUACAUCGUGAACCCUAAAGUAUUUACAGAUUUCAACUUCUCUGCCUAAAGUCUGUGAGUAUAAGGAGCAGUUUAGAUCUGUUGGAUUUAAGGCAUGUACUACCUGCCCAAGAGUCAGCUUACAUAUUUUAUACU
Mauremys reevesii (Reeves's turtle) is the source of this 3151-nucleotide messenger RNA. It is a transcript of the gene CX3CR1, whose product is annotated as C-X3-C motif chemokine receptor 1. Gene Ontology annotation, biological process: G protein-coupled receptor signaling pathway; chemotaxis; immune response. The record is from RefSeq and is a predicted model, not a curated record. Gene Ontology annotation, cellular component: membrane. The coding region runs from base 196 to 1254 and encodes 352 amino acids. Gene Ontology annotation, molecular function: chemokine receptor activity. The transcript is spliced from 3 exons. NCBI's taxonomy places the organism in Eukaryota, Metazoa, Chordata, Testudines, Geoemydidae.